GUUUAGUCUAGACGCAACGAGCCACAAGUGUUUGGUGCAGCCCAAUCACGCGUGUCACGUUGGACCACGUUCCCUAGCCCACGUUUUGUCUCGUUCCAUCCCACGUUCAUUCUUCAUCUCCGUUCUCGCGAUUGUUGAGACGAAUAUCGUACACAUCUUCUUAGUAGAGCUCCCACCUCGCGACCUCCACUGUAAAUCUGCUGCUACGAUCAACUACCAAGACGGGAUUCGCCACGAGCUGAACUCAAAUAAGGAUAUGGAUAUCCAUUCCGAUGUAAAUGAGCAGUUCAUUUUGGAAGAACUAGCGGCAAUUAUGGGGGUGGCAAUUGUUGCGGCCGGUGAGGCAAUGUAUGAUAUUCAACGUACACCUUGUUGGACAUCAUGGUACACAGGACAUAUGUACGUGACGGACUUGCUACGAGGUAAUAGGAACAAAUGUUUGGCAGUGUUGAGGAUGGACGGGCGGGUGUUCAGGGACUUAUGCAAUGAUUUGAGCACGAGGUAUGGCCUCGAACCAUCCCGUGAACUAAGUGUGAAAGAGAUAGUGGGAAUGUUUGUUUACACCGUAGGAAAUGGUGUCGGCAAUCGGACUGUGCAGGAUAGAUUCCAGCAUUCUGGAGAAACAGUCCAUCGCCAGUUUCAUAAUGUAUUGAGCAGUUUGAUUCAGAUGUCAGACGAUAUUAUCUGACCAAAGGAUCCAACAUAUUCGACAGUCCCGAAGUACAUAGAAGAAGACGACAGAUAUUUUCCAUACUUUAGGGAUUACAUCGGGGUAAUUGAUGGUACGCACAUUCAUCAUCAAUCCCUCAUGAUGAUCGGACAAGAUUCAUUGGGCGCAAAGGCGUGACCACGCAGAAUGUGAUGGCAGCAUGUGACUUUGAUAUGUUAUUCACGUAUGUGUGUGCAGGUUGGGAGGGAUCGGCUCAUGAUUCUCGAAUUUUUAGUACGGUUCUAUCUAAUGCAAACUCAAAGUUUCCCCACCCUCCCCCUGGUAAGGCAUAUGAACAUAUUCAUUUUAAACUAGUAUUUUAAUUCAAAAUUCGUUAGUAAGUAACAUUAAUUGUCCAAUAUAUUACUGGAAAAUAUUACUUGGUUGAUUCAGGAUAUGCGAAUCAAAGUGGAUAUCUAGCACCA
Molecule: messenger RNA, 1134 nt
Organism: Tripterygium wilfordii
Lineage: Eukaryota; Viridiplantae; Streptophyta; Magnoliopsida; Celastrales; Celastraceae
Exons: 2
Coding region: 257-688 (143 amino acids)
Source: RefSeq, a predicted model, not a curated record